AUGGGGUGCCUCAAAAAAGUAUUCGUAGCGAUCCUGGCAUGUCAAUUGCCCAAGGUCGCUUUUGCGGGCAUAAUCUCAACUGGCAUGGCUAGUUGGUAUAACCAGUCGGGCGCAUAUGGCUCAUGUGGGGAGAUACAUUUGGAAUCUGAUCUCGUUGCGGCUGCCCCAGAAAAAUUCAUGAAAGGCCACUGUGGUGGCAUGGCCUGCAUCAACUACCAGGGUAAAAGAGAGUGUGCAAAGGUUGUAGAUACACUCCCUAAAGCAAAUCCCGAAGGCAACAUCGACCUCUCUAUUGCUCUUUUCCAAUCCCUCAUUGGUGAUCUAGAUCUCGGCCGUGUCCCUGUUACGUGGGAACUUUUUCCACCCGGAUCUACAGACUUCGCCAUGGAUCAUAACCCAGAGGUCAAGCAAUCGGCCAGCGAUAUUCAAACGUCGAACAGUGUCGAAUCUGUCAGCCCUACGUCUAGCAUACCCCCGGCUCCAUCUCAGGACGUCGCAUCUGGCAAUCCUAGCUCUAGCACGGAGCAACCUCCAGCUCAAGGCAUAUCCUCGGUCAGUCCCGGCCCACAACCUGCUCCUAUUCUUGGAAUGGAAGCCGACAGCGAACAGUCGGCGUCUAAGAAAAAGGAGGAAGAAGCAAAGGAACAAGAGAGAAAGAAGGCUGAGGAGGAAAAUGCUAGAAAAGCCGCGGAGGAAAAGAGGAAGAAAGCCGAGGAGGCGACUGCCAGAAAGGCUGCGGGCGAAGAAAAACAGAAAGCCGAGGAAGAAACCGCUAGAAAGGCUGCAACGGAGGAGCAAGAGAGGAAGAAAGCCGAGGAGGAAACUGCUAGAAAAGCUGUAAUUGAGGAACAAGAAACGAAGGAAGCGGCAGAUGGUGAACACGCCGACCCUGCGAAAGCAGAAGACUCCAAAGUCACCGAGACCGAACAGGUCGAAGGAGAACACUUUGGAACCUCUGUUGAGUCUACAUCAGCGGCCACUUCGCCUUCAAACCCAGCUGGCUCUGCAGAGCUACCGGCUUCUACAACGUUGGACUUACCCGCGAAAGAGGGAACAUCGACCAGCCAGGACAAUUGGCUCAUCGCACAUCAAACGUUCAACGGCGACACCAUGACCACCUCGAUGCAUACCCCCACAAGUACUUCGUCAUACACAAUCUCGUCGACAUUUAUUCCAGAGACGACAAGUAAGGGACUACCAUCCUUCACAACCCUGGUGCCAAGCACAACGUCAGCACCCAUCCAAGAACACUCUUCCUCCACGACUCCAUCGUCAGAGACUACCGGAAGCAUGACCAUCCUGUUUUCCACGCUAGACCGACCAAUGACCGUAUCGAUGGAAAGUGCCGCAGCCACUCAUCGGAAUCAAGGUGCACAAGGGAGGUCUGAAGUGUAUCAGCCUAUGGAGAUUCUGUUCUUUACUCUUUUGGGAUUUCUCAUGUAG
Glarea lozoyensis ATCC 20868 is the source of this 1443-nucleotide messenger RNA. Its product is annotated as Barwin-like endoglucanase. NCBI's taxonomy places the organism in Eukaryota, Fungi, Ascomycota, Leotiomycetes, Helotiales, Helotiaceae. The coding region runs from base 1 to 1443 and encodes 480 amino acids. The transcript is spliced from 3 exons. The record is from RefSeq and is a predicted model, not a curated record.